UGUAACUGAAACGUAACAAAAAAAAAUGUAGCUGUGUCAAGAACCGUAUCAAGUAUAUGGUAAGGUGCACCGAGUGACGAAACAAUGGCGUGUGCUAUUUUUGAUGAGUUUAGUUAGAUAUCCAGUUAAAAAAGGCACAUGUUAGGCAAAGGCAAGCAACUGAUCAUGAUUGGAAAUACUGUGCUCAAAACAGGCAUAUAGAGCUUUCAUCCCGCCCUGGAUUUUGCCAUUUCGACGAGGAAAUUAAAGCCUUGAUCUUAGUGCGGUCUUCAUUUUUCUCGCCGAGCUGUUGGAUGCUAGAUGAGGCAAGCAACCACUGGGACUGAUCAGGCUGCCAAGAACUGCACUUAAAUGCCCACCUCAGACUUGCCAUGAUGCUCUGAAAUGUUUGACAUGUCAAAACAAAAUGAAUGGAGUACCAGCUUUGCCCAGUCACUGAUCAAGAUCCAUUGGGUUCUUUUUUCACACGGGUCCUCCAGCUCCCUAUGUAGAUCAGCAGCAGAAUAUGGCCACAGGAAUCAACAACUUUCUACAAUGCUUUGGUUAUGCCAUUAUUGUAGUCAUGUUUAUGUGUUCUCUUGGUCACUCCGAUCAGUCACCAGGAUGUCGCAAAGAUUGUAACUGCACGUCCACUCCAUUAGAAGUUGGAAAUUCUGAAUUGGUCGGAAAGUGCAUUUGUCCAGAGUAUGGGAUCUUCCUCGACAGCAUGCUCCAGGAUAUUGUUGAACUCGAUAUUGUCUUCUCGCAACCGGUCGUGAUAAGAGCGGGGAAUAUCCAGAGGUUCCACCGGAUAUGGUUCCUGACCAUAUCUGGUAUGCAGUUUGUGGAGCCCGGUGGCUUUCAAGGGUUGGAGACCUUAGAGAGAUUAGUCCUCUAUGACAAUUACAUGCGAGUCUUAGGAACUAACAUGUUUACUGGUCUUCGGCGUUUGACGAAGCUUGUAGCCGAAGGUACGACUAGGAAUACAAUCCACGCUCUGGAAAAUGGUACCUUUUGUGAUUUGACUUAUUUGAAACAUCUUGACCUAAAAGCCAAUGCAAUUACACAACUCAAUCCAGAACAUUUUCGAGACCUAGAUAUUCUGGAUAUCUUUGAUAUUUCUGGUAACAGAUUGACAAAAAUCAAAGCCAAUACUUUCGAAAAUUCACCAUUGUUGACGGAAAUAAAACUGUCUAAAAAUCAGAUUACAGAAAUACAUCGAAAUGCAUUCGUCGGUUUGAUGAGAUUGAACAAACUUGAUUUAGAUGGUAACCUAAUCAAGGGGAUGCCACAGCCAAGGUUUCUGCUAGGUUCACUUCAGUUGCCAACAGAUUCCCAUUUCAAGCGUGUUGCUAUUUCUCUAGAUGACAACCCGUUACGCUGUGACUGUCAUCUUAACUGGAUAUCGUUGUGGCUAGACAAUUCUCAGAUAUGCAAUGGAUUUUGCGAUUCACCAAGCCGGCUCGAACACAAGUCUCUUCAUGACGUUUACAAGGAUAACCUCUCACAGUGUCUACCAAACAACACUGUCCGGUCGGUGGAGUCAGGGAAGCAGCUGGAACUUACCUGUUCCUUUGUCGGCGCUUCAUGGGUGAUCCCUGAUGGGCGACACUUCCAGGAACAUGGCGCAUGCGACGAUCCCUUUUAUUUGACGAACAGAGACUCGCUUGUUAUCUGGAAGACCUCCCCUGAGCAUUCUGGUAAUUACUUUUGUUUUUCUUCAGAUGGUGACCAGGCGUUCUUAUACCAGGUAAAUGUGACGGAAUCUGGAAUUUAUUUUACAACUGCGGAAUGGGCAGGCAUUUUCGGAGCACCAGGCGCGUUUGUAUUAGGCAUUUUAGUCAUGUCCAUGAUUCUUCUUUUGAAAAAUAAGUGUCAGCAACGCAGUAAUGGAAACGGACACUUUCCCCUUAAUAAUGACACCGAAGGUAAUAGUGAUAAUCUUCUCGGACCCCAAGGAGGGAAUCUAGAUCCAAUGGACGUAAAUCCCUCGGGUAUUCCACAAAAUAGUGAAGAUUUUAGAAACAUUUUUCGUAAGACAUAUUCCCUGGAUCCUAAAGUUAAGAAAAUUAGCAUAAGCAUCUGAGUAAUAUUCUACAGUGGUUAUUAAUCGCCUUAUUGGUUCCAGGCAUGUUUGGAAACGUUGUGACUUGUGGGAUCUGUCAUAUGGUACCAGGAAGGUUUGGUGAGCUGUACAUUGUCUUAUAUCGAUAUCUGUGUACAGCCAUGGUCAUACACAGUGGGGGUCGACGGCUCUGUCAGCAAGGUAAUUCCACCACCCACGAAAUUCCUAAGCCUACCUGGUGUUUAAGAUGUUCACUCAAAUCCACCAAAAAUGUCCCGUUUCAAAAAGCGUGUUAUAAUAACAAAAUUGCAGUAACAGUUUAAACCUACUGAAAUCCUGCAAUUUGAUUGGUUGAUUUAAAAUUUAUCAUAGAAAUUUUGCACAUGUUACUGCAAUAAGUCUUUAUGAAACUGGACCGAGAUCCUUAUUUAGGCCUACAUUCCAUAAAAUUGCGACCCAUGAAAGAUGAGUGUAGAAGAUUGACAAUUGGCAAGGUUUUAUUUUCAAACCAGUUUCCAAGGUCAUGCAGCGAAAAUCCUAAAAGAAUUAUCCUGGAAGACCUGACACAAAGCUCCCAUAAAGAUCAUUGGAAGACCAUUGAGGAAACUGAAAGUUUACGGUUGAUCUUGAGGUAAGGACUAACUAGACUAUUAAAAGAACUCUGAAAUAGCAACCGACUCACCACGUGUAUAUUUAAGGUCUGAUAGAUCUGAUGCAUUUCUGAUGUCUAUUUCGAAGAAUGAAAUAUGGAUAUACUUCUUGUUUUGUUGAACUCCCACUAGUCCUAUAAAUCCUUCACGGCAUUUGGGGGAUCUUUCCCGAAAAAAAAUCUUUACGCGAUAUCUGUGGAGGUCUUUCACUGACAUAAAAGGGUCACUUUCAAGUGAGAAACCAUUAGAAUAUGGUAUACCGCAAGGGUCAAUUAUCGGGCCUCAGUUGUUUACAUACUACAUCGGUUUAUAUUGGGGACAUCAUCAGUCGGCCCUCAUUCGGUAUCAUGUUUGUGCCGAUGACAUUCAGAUGUUCACCACUUUUGAUCCUACCAAGCCUGGAGAUGCAGCCUGCGCGUAUUUUCGGAUUUCUUUGUUACUGAAUCUCCUGCACACCCUGAUAAUCGGUUCCCUGACUUUCCUUUUUUCUUUUACUGGCAUAGAUAUUCCAAUAUCUUCAACCAUUAAGGAUUUAGGAGUUGUUUUUCAUAGUGAAAUGAAAAUGACUGAACAUGUGACAUACUUGUGUCGUACUCUCAACUGGCAAAUAUAUCUCAAUCGCAUUAGAAGUUUUCUGGAUAAGGACGCAUGUCAUCAUGGGUGUCGAUUGGUAUUCUUGGUUGGCA
Messenger RNA from Lytechinus variegatus (green sea urchin), 3380 nucleotides. RefSeq names its product reticulon-4 receptor-like 2. Bases 506 to 2065 code for a protein of 519 amino acids. The record is from RefSeq and is a predicted model, not a curated record. NCBI's taxonomy places the organism in Eukaryota, Metazoa, Echinodermata, Echinoidea, Temnopleuroida, Toxopneustidae. The transcript is spliced from 3 exons. Gene Ontology annotation, cellular component: extracellular matrix. Gene Ontology annotation, molecular function: protein binding.